Messenger RNA from Sapajus apella (tufted capuchin), 2025 nucleotides. It is a transcript of the gene NUDT15, whose product is annotated as nudix hydrolase 15. The coding region runs from base 153 to 647 and encodes 164 amino acids. Gene Ontology annotation, molecular function: 8-oxo-7,8-dihydrodeoxyguanosine triphosphate pyrophosphatase activity. NCBI's taxonomy places the organism in Eukaryota, Metazoa, Chordata, Mammalia, Primates, Cebidae. Gene Ontology annotation, cellular component: cytosol. Gene Ontology annotation, biological process: dGTP catabolic process. The transcript is spliced from 3 exons. The record is from RefSeq and is a predicted model, not a curated record.
AGCCCUCCUUGAGGCCUUACGCACCACCGCCAACCCGAGCAGCUCUCCAGCUUUGAUUUCCGCGCCAGCGCAGGGAAAGGUUGGUUGCGGCCGCGGGGCGGGGCGGCUGCCAGGUCACUUCCUGCGUCGCAGGGCGCGUCCUCCAGCCCGCUAUGGCAGCCAGCGCAAACCCGCGGAGGCAGCGGCCAGGAGUCGGGGUAGGAGUCGUGGUGACCAGCUGCAACCAUCCGGGUUGCGUCCUUCUGGGGAAGAGAAAAGGGUCGGUUGGAGCCGGCAGCUUCCAACUCCCCGGAGGUCACUUGGAGUUCGGUGAGAGCUGGGAAGAAUGUGCUCAAAGGGAAACCUGGGAAGAAGCAGCUCUUCACCUGAAAAAUGUUCGCUUUGCCUCAGUUGUGAAUUCUUUCAUUGAGAAGGAGAAUUACCAUUAUGUUACUAUAUUAAUGAAAGGAGAAGUGGAUGUGACUCAUGAUUCAGAACCAAAGAAUGUAGAGCCUGAAAAAAAUGAAAGUUGGGAGUGGGUUCCUUGGGAAGAAUUUCCUCCUCUAGACCAGCUUUUCUGGGGACUACGUUGUUUAAAACAACAAGGCUAUGAUCCAUUUAAAGAAGAUCUGAACCAUCUGGUAGGAUACAAAGGAAAUCAUCUCUAGGGGGCCGAGAAGAUUUCUUGAUUUUCUUUCAAAAGACAAAAAUAAGGUCUGGUUAGGGAAUGAAAACUAUCCACAUUUCAGAACAACUCCAUUUUAUCUGAAAAAGUUCUUGUGAUUGCCAGUUUAUUUGCAGUCUCUUAAUGUACCCACCGCCCUUUCAGCCAGUACUUGACAAAAUUUUUCUGAAAUAUAUCAUUGAAUUGUAUUCCAGACACAGAAUAUAUGAUAAAUACUGAUAUAUUAUGGGUAAUCUGCUUUCCAUAUUUAUCUAUGAUAUUUACCAUGCAACUUGUCAUUACUAGCUUGCAUGGAGUAGGAGGCAGUUGAAUUUGCCUCAGUGUUUCUGUUCAAAUAGAGACUUGAAUUCAAAUAUUGUAGUUUAGAUUCAAACACAGUAUGCCUGUUGCAAAAUUUACCAAGUUUGUUGCUCUACCUCUUUAUUAAAGAAAUGGUGGGAGAGGGUACUAUAUUGUGACAGUCUUUGCAACUUACAGGGAAUAGGUCAGGCCACUAGGUUUCUAAUCGAGAACCUAAACCAAGAGAAGUGAGACAAACCAUCUAAUAUCUGUAUCCUACUAUUAACAAACUGUGUGAUGUUGGAUUUCUCACUUAUUCUCUCUGAGGUCCAGGGUCCUUAUAUGUAAAAUGAGGAGAUUCAUCUAGAGCAGUUGUUCUCAAAGUGUGGUCUAGGGGGCCUCAAGAGCCUUUCAAUGGUAUUUUAGGUCAAAGCUAUUUUUAUAAUACUAAGACAUCAUUUCAUCAUUUAUUGUUUUCUUUUUUUUUUAUUUGAGGAGUCUUGCUCUGUUGCGCAGGCUGGAGUACAGUGGGACAAUCUCAGCUCACUACAGCCUCCGCCUCCUGGGUUCAAGCAGUUCUCCUACCUCAGCUUCCCAAGUAGCUGGGGUUACAGGUGCCCACCAACACACCUGGCUAAUUUUUGAAUUUUUAGCAGAAACUGGGUUUCACCAUCUUGGCCAAGCUGAUCUGAAACUCCUGAGCUCAAAGUGAUCUGCCCACCUCAUCCUCCCAAAGUGGUGGGAUUACAGGUGUGAGCCACCACACAUGGCCAUCAUUUAUCUUUUUCACUCUCAUUUUCUCAUGAGUGUGCAGAGGUAUGAUAUUUUACCAGGUUAAAUGCAAAAACAGAUAUGAGAUUCCAACUUUCAUCUGUCAUCAGACAUUAAAGAGAUUUGGAAAAAUGUAAAGCAGUAGUACUCGUCUCACUAGUGAAUUUUUGUUGUUGUUGGUUAGAAAAAUGGUUAUUUUAAGUGGGUUUUAAUAUGUGAAAUAAAGUAGCUGUUUUUCAAAAAUGUUGUUUAUGUAUUAACACAUAUUUGGGUUUUGUUACUUGUAAAUGAUUAAUAAAAAUUUUAAGAAA